AUGCUCAAAGAGCGAGGCAUCGUCGUUGCCUCCGCGUCAAACGUAAGGACAUGCGGCGGCGGGCAGCACGGCUGUGGGCGGCAUGGCAGUGGACAGCGAGCAGCAGCACGGGGCGGCGCAUGGGCAGCAGCGGGCCAGCAGGGGGCAGCAGCUGGCGGUGCGUGGGCUGCAGCGCAGGUGGCGGCGCGGGAAGUAGUUCCGCAGGUCAGGCUGCAGCGCAGGUGGCAGGAUGGCAGCAUAGACGGCAGCGUGGAAGCGCUGCGCAAGCAGUAG
Closterium sp. Naga37s-1 is the source of this 273-nucleotide messenger RNA. The record is from the annotation of a GenBank genome assembly. Lineage: Eukaryota; Viridiplantae; Streptophyta; Zygnematophyceae; Desmidiales; Closteriaceae.